CAUUGUUCACGGAAAGGCCUACGAUGUGACCGAAUUUCUGCCUGAACACCCCGGUGGCCAGAAGAUCAUUUUGAAGUAUGCCGGCAAGGAUGCGACCGAGGAGUUCGACCCCAUUCACCCUCCCGACACUCUGGACAAGUUCCUCGACCAGUCCAAGCACCUGGGCGAGGUCGACAUGUCGACAGUCGAGCAAGAAGAGAAGGUCGCCGAUCCGGAGGAGGAGGAACGCCAGGAACGCAUCAAGCGCAUGCCCCCGUUGGCGGCGUGCUAUAACCUGAUGGACUUUGAGGCGGUCGCUCGCAACGUGAUGAAGAAGACGGCCUGGGCCUACUACUCCAGUGGUGCGGACGAUGAAAUUGUAAGCCUCCCUGCCCUAAACACGGGCCCGAAAAUUGCUGAGAAGCAUCGCUAAUCUGCCCCGGGCCUUCAGACUAUGCGCGAGAACCACUCCGCGUUCCACAAGAUCUGGUUCCGCCCUCGGAUCCUGGUGGAUGUGGAGCACGUCGACUUCUCGACGACGAUGCUGGGCGCCAAGGUGUCGGCGCCGUUCUACGUGACGGCGACGGCGCUGGGCAAGCUGGGCCACCCGGAGGGGGAGGUGAUCUUCACGCGGUCGGCGCACACGCACGACGUGAUCCAGAUGAUCCCGACGCUGGCGUCGUGCUCGUUCGACGAGAUCGUGGACGCGCGGCAGGGCGAGCAGGUGCAGUGGCUGCAGCUGUACGUGAACAAAGACCGGGCGAUCACGAAGCGGAUCGUCCAGCACGCGGAGGCGCGUGGGUGCAAGGGGCUGUUCAUCACGGUGGACGCGCCGCAGCUGGGCCGGCGCGAGAAGGACAUGCGGUCCAAGUUCUCGGACGUGGGGUCGAGCGUGCAGGCGUCGGGCGGCGACAGCGUGGACCGGUCGCAGGGCGCGGCGCGCGCCAUCUCCUCGUUCAUCGACCCUGCGCUCUCGUGGAAGGACAUCCCCUGGUUCCAGUCCAUCACGCGCAUGCCCAUCGUGCUCAAGGGCGUGCAGUGCGUCGAGGAUGUGCUCCGCGCUGUCGAGGCCGGCGUCCAGGGCGUCGUCCUCUCCAACCACGGCGGCCGCCAGCUCGAGUUCGCCCCCUCCGCCGUCGAGCUCCUCGCCGAGGUCAUGCCCGCCCUGCGCCAGCGCGGUUGGCAGGAUCGGAUCGAGGUCUACGUUGACGGCGGCAUCCGCCGCGCCACCGACAUGCUCAAGGCCCUCUGCCUCGGCGCCAAGGGCGUCGGCAUCGGCCGCCCCUUCCUCUUCGCCAUGUCCGCCUACGGCCAGCCCGGCGUCGAGCGCGCCAUGCAGCUGCUCAAGGACGAAAUGGAGAUGAACAUGCGCCUGAUCGGCGCCAACAAGAUCGAGGACCUGAACCCCAGCUUGCUGGACGUCCGCGGUCUGGUCGGCGGCCACAAUGCCGUCGUGCCGUCCGAUACCCUUUCCGCUGGGGCGUAUGAUCCUCUCGUCGCGCCGCGAUUCAGCGAGAAGGCCAAGUUGUAGGCUUUCUUCUCCCCUGGCGCGCUCUACUUCCUCAUCUUGGUUUUCGCGACGGUCUGCCUGUCUCUUUUUGAUAUACAUGUUCCUUUAUACCCUGUUGUUAGACUUUUAUCCGAUCGGAUUAUAAAACAUACGGCGAGAUGGCCUUCCUGCCUAUGCAUAUAUACACUAUAUGAUGACAUCACUGGAUCUUGUUCUGUAUGUCCUGUAGCAAUAGUAUAGCCACGGAUCUCCCCAGCGGAGUAGUUCGUCG
Messenger RNA from Aspergillus uvarum CBS 121591, 1760 nucleotides. Its product is annotated as L-lactate dehydrogenase (cytochrome). Lineage: Eukaryota; Fungi; Ascomycota; Eurotiomycetes; Eurotiales; Aspergillaceae. Gene Ontology annotation, biological process: lactate metabolic process. The transcript is spliced from 2 exons. Bases 434 to 1510 code for a protein of 358 amino acids. Gene Ontology annotation, molecular function: L-lactate dehydrogenase (cytochrome) activity; FMN binding. The record is from RefSeq and is a predicted model, not a curated record.